Molecule: messenger RNA, 3170 nt
Organism: Delphinapterus leucas (beluga whale)
Lineage: Eukaryota; Metazoa; Chordata; Mammalia; Artiodactyla; Monodontidae
Gene: POMT1
Product: protein O-mannosyltransferase 1
Biological process (GO): protein O-linked glycosylation
Cellular component (GO): membrane
Molecular function (GO): mannosyltransferase activity
Source: RefSeq, a predicted model, not a curated record
GGCAUCCUCCCCGGCUCGCUUUCCUACAAGAUGUUGGGAUUUUUGCAGCGCCCUGUGGUGGUGACAGCUGACAUCAACUUGAAUGUCGUGGCUCUGACCGCGGUGGGGUUGCUGAGCCGACUAUGGCAGCUUGCCUAUCCAAGGGCCGUGGUGUAAGCCAGGCAACUCCAUUUUGGGUGCAUCGGAAGGAACUGUAAUUUGUUCAGUGCAUUGGUGACAGGAAGUGCCUUUUUGAACAGCGUAAAUGGGAGAGUAAAAUUCCGGGCUUCCUGGUGAUGGGUGUCUUUGGCAGUUAGAGGAGAGACCAGCUUGUCCCCAGGACAGCCCCUGCAGAGGCCACCUGUUUGGUCUUGCCCCGUAGGUCAGUAGUAGGUGCAGUAGCCUUGGGUGACCUUUGACAGUCUGGAGAGUGGAGGGCUGAAGAUUGAGGAAUUUGGAAUUUUGAUGAAGUAUAUUAUGGGCAGUACAUCUCUUUUUACAUGAAGCGGAUCUUCUUUUUCGAUGGCAGUGGACCACCGUUUGGCCACAUGCUGCUGGCCUUGGGAGGUUAUUUAGGAGGAUUUGAUGGUAACUUUUUGUGGAACAGAAUUGGAGCAGAAUACAGCACCAACGUGCCCGUGUGGUCCCUGCGCCUGCUGCCGGCCCUCGCAGGGGCCCUGUCGGUGCCCAUGGCCUACCAGAUCGUGUGGGAGCUCGGCUUCUCUCACUGUGCUGCCGUGGGGGCCGCUCUUCUGAUUCUGAUCGAGAACGCUCUGAUCACUCAGUCGAGGCUGAUGCUUUUGGAAUCAGCGUUGAUAUUUUUCAACCUGUUGGCCGUGCUGUCUUACCUGAAGUUCUCCAACUCCCAGAAACACGGGCCCUUCUCUCCGAGCUGGUGGUUUUGGUUGGUACUGACGGGUGUGGCCUGCGCCUGUGCAGUCGGCAUCAAAUAUGUGGGUGUGUUCACAUACUUACUGGUGCUUGGGGUUGCCGCUGUCCACGCCUGGCACCUGAUAGGAGACCAGACGCUGUCAAACGUCCGUGUGCUCUGUCACCUGCUCGCCCGAGCGGUGGCCCUGUUGGUCAUCCCCGUCCUCGUGUACCUGCUGUUCUUCUAUGUCCACCUGCUGCUGCUCUGCCGCUCCGGGCCCCACGACCAAAUCAUGUCCAGUGCUUUCCAGGCCAGCUUGGAGGGGGGACUGGCGCGGAUCACGCAAGGCCAGCCCCUGGAGGUGGCCUACGGUUCCCAGGUCACUCUGAAGAACGCCUUUGGCCAACCCGUGCCCUGCUGGCUUCAUUCCCACCAGAGCACCUACCCCGUGAUAUACGAGAAUGGCCGCGGCAGCUCCCACCAGCAGCAGGUGACCUGCUACCCCUUCAAGGAUGUCAACAACUGGUGGAUUGUAAAGGACCCCGGGAGGCACCAGCUGGUGGUGAACAACCCCCCGAGGCCCGUGCGGCACGGCGACAUCGUGCAGCUGGUGCACGGGAUGACCACCCGCCUCCUCAACACGCACGACGUCGCGGCCCCCCUGAGCCCUCACUCCCAGGAGGUGUCCUGCUACAUCGACUACAAUGUCUCCAUGCCCGCCCAGAACCUCUGGAGGCUGGACAUCGUGAACAGAGAGUCGGACACGGACGUCUGGAAGACCAUCUUGUCAGAGGUCCGGUUUGUGCACGUGAACACCUCAGCCAUCCUCAAGCUGAGCGGGGCGCCCCUCCCGGACUGGGGCUUUCGGCAGCUGGAGGUGGUCGGGGAGCAGCUGUCCCGGGGCUACCACGGGAGCACCGUGUGGAGCGUGGAGGAACAUCGCUACGGCAGGAGCCAGGAGCAGAAGGAGAGGGAACUGGAGCUCCACUCCCCUACGCAGACGGACGUCAGCAGAAACCUCAGCUUCAUGGCCAGAUUCUCGGAGCUGCAGUGGCGGUUGCUGACAGUGAGAAGCGACGAUUCCGAACACAAAUACAGCUCCACGCCGCUGGACUGGGUCAUGCUAGACACCAGCAUCGCCUACUGGCUGCACCCCAGGACCAGUGCACAGAUCCACCUGCUCGGAAACAUCGUGAUCUGGGCCUCGGCCAGCCUCGCCACCCUGGUGUAUGCCCUGCUCUUCAUCUGGUACCUGUUCAGACGCCGAAGAAGAGUCUGCGACCUCCCUGAGGAUUGCUGGCUGCGCUGGGCGCUGGCCGGUGCUCUGUGCGCCGGGGGCUGGGCCGUGAACUACGUGCCCUUCUUCAUGAUGGAGAAGACGCUGUUCCUCUACCACUACCUUCCCGCACUCACCUUCCAGAUCCUGCUGCUUCCUGUGGUCUUGGAGCACAUCAGCGACCACCUGUGCAGGUAUGGGGCCUUGGCAGCCACGCCCCCCUGGGGGUACGGGUCCAGGGGCGUCUUGAAUGGCGAUUCCAGUGUGAUGCAGAUGGGGUUAGGAUCACAAGCAAGGCUCUGCAGGGGUUCAGAGGAUGAAGCUAACGAAGGCUGCCGGGAGAGGAAGGUGGCUGAUGUGCACGGGAGAUGGGGAAGGCCCUUUGGGCCCGGAGAGCGCCAGGAGCAAAGAGAAGGAGAGGGAAACAUGGGGCGUGACCCGGAGCAGCCGGUGGUUCGUGGCCGGACUGCGUGGUGCAUGGCAGAGAUAAACCAGGAAGCUUUGUAAACCGGAGCGAGUUCGGGAGGCCAGGGCAGAGGGGGAGCCCUCCCUCUUUGGUCCCCAGGAGCCUUGUAGUACGUCAGGAGGGCUGCACUGUGCUCACGGGGGGUUCGGGGGCAAUACCCCGGCAUCCAACCUUAGAUGGAGCAGAAGCUGUGGAAUUCUGGAAGCAGAGCGAGUGAGGAGGGUGGGGCUUAGCACAUCGGGCAGGACGUGGUGAGGGCUGAUGGUCAGGCAGGGGGUGGCCGGAGGAAGGAAAGGCCGGGGUAGGUGACCACAUGGGCGACGGAUGCCCAGAGGACAUCGUGGUGGGGAGGGGCCGGCCUCCCCACGCCCGUGCUCUGCCCUGGGCCGGCAGGUCCCAGCUCCAGAGGAGCCUCUUCGGCGCGCUGGUCGUGGCAUGGUUUGCCUCUGCCUGUCAUGUGUCCAACACGCUGCGCCCGCUAACCUACGGGGACAGGUCACUCUCACCCAGCGAACUCAAGGCCCUUCGCUGGAAAGACAGCUGGGAUAUCCUGAUCCGGAAAUACUAGUAGGAUGCGG